AUGGCGGGGCCGCGGCCGGGCUCCUUCCCGCUGCUGGUGAGCGGGGAUUGGGGCACCGCGGAGCCGCCGGCCGCGCUGCGCAAGAAGCUGCUGCUUUACUUCCAGAGCCCGAAGCGCUCGGGCGGCGGCGAGUGCGAGCUGCGGGGGGGACCCGGGCAGCUGCUCGUCUGCUUCGCCCAACCCGACGUGAUGCGGCGGGUGCUGGACCGGCCGGCACACGAACUCGAGUGGGGACCCCGCGGGAAGCUGUCGCUGCUCGUCACCGUGCCGCCGCAGGAGGGCGCCCGUUCCACGCAGCAGCCGCCCGCUGAACCCGAGACGCCAGCGGCUGAGAGUGCGCUGUUAUCUGCAGCUGACGAGCCCGUGCCGUCUGUGCCCACCCUCGCUGAGCACGAUGCCGCCGCGGCCGCAGGAUCGGGGCUGUCGCCGCAGCGCCCACCGCCUCAGGAAGCGCCUCCGGAGGGGCACG
This is a messenger RNA of Lagopus leucura (white-tailed ptarmigan), 469 nucleotides long. RefSeq names its product protein mono-ADP-ribosyltransferase PARP14-like. The record is from RefSeq and is a predicted model, not a curated record. Lineage: Eukaryota; Metazoa; Chordata; Aves; Galliformes; Phasianidae. The annotation marks the transcript as partial. The transcript has 3 exons.